Molecule: messenger RNA, 1355 nt
Organism: Prosopis cineraria
Lineage: Eukaryota; Viridiplantae; Streptophyta; Magnoliopsida; Fabales; Fabaceae
Exons: 5
Coding region: 202-1008 (268 amino acids)
Source: RefSeq, a predicted model, not a curated record
CACACACACACAACCCACUCUCUCUCUCUCUCUCUCUCUCUCUCUGACAUAAAUCUCUCUCACGCCUCCUUCUUUUCUCUUCCUAUUCAUUAUUCAAUAUUCCAACAAUCCCCACGCCUCCCCUCACGCCAAUUUCCUCCUCCUCCUCCUCCUCCAUCACCUUCUUCUUAUCCUUCCUCGCCACUACGAUCUUCUCUUCACAUGUGCGACGACGGUUGGGUCAACGUCGCCAUGUCUGACGACUCCCUCGUUGUCGACAUGCUUCUGCGCCUCCAACAAGCUCCGCCGCCUCCUAAGAAGUCCGCUCCCUGUCUUCAACUUCACUGGACCGUACGUCAGCGCCGUUCUAGGUCCGCUCCUAGACACGUUGGUGCCUCCGCCCACAAGAAACGUGAGCCGACCAGAGCCAGUCCUACCACGCCUCUCUCCUGGAGCGGUGCCACCUCUGCCAGCGGUGGAGGCGCCGCUGACGGAUCUGAAGGGUCCAGCCGACCGACGAAACCCCUGAAAACCUCAAGAUCUAAGGUUGCUAAUCCGAGUGAAACAACUACGACCAAGAAAUGUAGAAGAAAAAAGACAUUAGCUGAACUAAAAGAGGAGGAGAGUGUGCUGUUAAAGGAAAUGAGAAAUCUGAAAAGUGAACUGGCAGCCCUGCGUCUCACUCUAGAGAACCACAGAGCAACAAAUGAAAGGCUAAAGAAAAUGAAGGUUGACAUGGAGUCAAGACAGAACUUGAAAGCUGCUACAACAACCCCAGUGAGAUCCGACAAAGCCAUGGUCAACCAACCUCAGCUUGAGGACACACAGUCUCAUCCUUCUCAUUUAAUAUCACCAGGUGUUCCACGAGUUGUUGCUGACAAUAACGCUCCGUCUGUGCCUUCAGCAAAUGAUGAAUCUUGCAAGCCUCAGGAGAUUGACAAACAAGAAGCUUCCUUCUUGCUGCCUGAUCUAAACCUGCCCAUGGACGAGGAUCUAAGCCCCAUUUUUUCCACUCAUGGCUUAAGCUAAUAAAGAAACUGACGUGCACGGAGUUAGACCAAGAUCAUUUCUUGUAGGUUGUGCUAAUGCUCUUGUAGGUGCAGUAUUUGAUCACUUUCGUCAGUUAGUUUUUUAGUACGAGGAAAUAUGUUGUUUCGAUUUAGCAAGGUACCGUGGGUAGCUUAGAGAUUGCUAACAUCAUUGUUCCAUAACUUCAAUUCUUUAUUUUUCUUUUUUAUUCCCCGUCCCUUCCCAGGAUUCUGCCUGCGUUGUGCUAAUGGGCGACCUCGGAUCCCUCUUGUCCGACACAGAAUUAUAUACGCAUAAAUGUAAAUCGCAUGUUUAGAUAAUUCAACAGUUUUGGUUCUCUUUUUGCC